This is a messenger RNA of Saprolegnia diclina VS20, 498 nucleotides long. RefSeq lists its product as hypothetical. Gene Ontology annotation, biological process: non-motile cilium assembly. The record is from RefSeq and is a predicted model, not a curated record. The coding region runs from base 34 to 462 and encodes 142 amino acids. Gene Ontology annotation, cellular component: ciliary transition zone. The transcript is spliced from 5 exons. Lineage: Eukaryota; Oomycota; Saprolegniomycetes; Saprolegniales; Saprolegniaceae.
CGGCGAAACCGCGCAGUGAACGUUACGCAAGCGAUGACCGCCUCGUCCGAGAUCCUCUCGUCGCUGCCCAUGGAGGUCCUCCUCUUCUUCAACCGAUGGUUCACGCUGCUGUACGUGCUCUUGACCGGCGCCAUCUUCAUCUACAAAGGCAUGUACCUCCCGUACCCGCCGACGGGCGCCUACACUUGGGAAGUUGUCUUCCUCUGCCUCUACUACAUCAUCGAUCGCACUCGCAUCUUCCAGGCGUCCAAGGGCAACAAGACGGAGCAAGUCUUCCCGCUCGUGACGGCCUGUCUCUUGACGCUGCCCUGCGUCAUCUCGCUCGCGUAUUACAUCAGCCUGCAGACCUACGUGCUGCAGCUCGACGUCAUUCUGAACGCGAUUGGCCUCGUCUUCCUCGGGCUCGAGUCCAUCUUUGGCCCGAUCACGACCCUCCGCCUCUUGCGCGCAAGUCGAUUUUAACCGACUAAAGAUACAAUACAAAAGGAUUCAAGUACA